CUCAGUACGCGCCAAGUAGUCUUGUAACAGCAUCCUGUAGGGGGUGAGCAAACACUCCAAAGAUGUCCAGGAUUGAGAAGAUGAGCAUCCUGGGAGUCAGGAGUUUUGGAGUGCAGGACAAAGACAAGCAGGUGAUCACAUUCUUCACGCCCAUGACUGUGCUGGUUGGACCCAACGGAGCAGGCAAAACGACUAUCAUUGAAUGUUUGAAGUACAUCACUUCGGGUGACUUUCCCCCAGGAGCCAAGGGUGCAAAUUUUGUUCAUGAUCCCAAGGAUGCCCAGGAGACUGAUGUGCGUGCUCAGAUCCGUCUGCAGUUCCGAGAUGUAAAUGGUGACUUUGUGGCCGUGCAGCGGUCCAUGAUGUGCUCGCAGAGACGGAAGAAGGUGGAGUUCAAGACCCUGGAGGGAGUGAUCACCAGGAUGAAGCAUGGAGAGAAAGUAAGCAUCAGUUCGAAGUGUGCUGAGAUCGACCGUGAGAUGGUCGCGGGUCUUGGCGUCUCCAAGGCCAUCAUCACCAAUGUCAUCUUCUGCCAUCAAGAGGACUCCAACUGGCCGCUCAGCGAGGGGAAGGCCCUGAAGCAGAAGUUUGAUGACAUUUUCGCAGCUACAAAGUACAUUAAAGUGCUGGAGACGCUGAGACAGCUGCGUCUGAAGCAGAGCGCGGUGGUCCGCGAGUGCCAGACGGAACUCCAGUACCUGAAGCAGAACAAGGAGAAAGCCCAGGAGAUCAGUGACCUGCUGGCCAGCAAGGAGGAGCAGCUGGCCACUUCCAAAGACAGCGUGGAGCGCAUCGCUGGCCAGAUCACUCCUCUAGAGAACCAGCUGCUGGAGAAUGACGAAAAGCUGGGCAAAGUGAUGACCCUGGACAACAACAUCAAGGCCCUGGAGAGCAGAAAGAAACAGAUGGAGGAGGACAGAAAAGAGCUGGAGGAGAAGAUGGAGCAGCUGUUUGAGGGGUCAGACAGAGAGCUGCAGGACAUGUAUGAGAAUCACCAGCGGCUGGUCAGUGAGAAGGAGCGGCGUCUGACCGAGCAGGAGAAAGAGCACCACCGGGUGGGACGCGAGCACCAGAAGCUCUCCAACACCAAGUCCGAGCUGCUGGUCGAGCAGGGCGGCCUCCAGACGGAGGCUGACCGCCACGGGCAGAGCCUGAAGAACCGUGACGCCCAGGUGCGCACGCUGGCCACGUCGCUGGAGCUGGAGGGCUACGAGCGAGCGCCCUUCAGCCGGCCGCAGAUCCAGAGCUUCCAUCAGCAGGUGGAGGAGAGGCUGGAGCAGGAAACCCAGGCGCUACGACAGGUCAUGAGGGAUCUGAAAGAGCGAGAGACCCAGAAGCAGCAGACCAUGGACGAGAUGCGAGACAAGCGCACUGGCCUGGAGCGCACCAUCGAGCUGAAGCGCGACCUCCAGAGCAAGAAGCAGCAGGAGCUGCGCACCGUCAACCAGGAGCUGCAGCGGCUGGAGGGCUCGUCCGGACGCCUGCACGAGCUGGAGGCCCAGUUGGCCAAAGUGGAGCAUGAGCUUGAGAGCGCGACACGCAACUCCUCGGUGGACAGCAUGCGAGCAGAGCUGGAUGAGCUUAAGAGAGAGAAGGACGACCUUGACCGCAAACAGAGGCAGCUGGAUCUAGAGAUGAGCAGCCUCAACACACACACCACUGCCCGCACUCAGAUGGACAUGCUCAAGAAAGAUAAGGUGGAAAAGGAAGAGCAGGUGCGGAAGAUUAAAGCCAGGCACAGCGAGGACCUGGUGUCCCUUAUGGGACACUUCCCCAACAAGAGGGAGCUGGAGGACUGGGUCUUCUCCAACUCCAGGGAGAUCAACUCUACCCGAGAGAAACUGGCCAAACUCAAUAAGGACCUGGCCUCGGGAGAGCAGAACAAGAGUAACUGCGCAGCAGAGAUUCGCCAGAAGGAGCAGCAGCUGGCCAGUUAUGAGGAGAAGCUCUUCAGUGUAUGCGGCAGCCAAGACCUGCAGUCGGACCUGAGCAAAGUCCAAGAGGACAUUGAGAAGAGCUCCAAGCAGAGAGCCAUGCUGGCGGGCGCUACAGCCGUGUACACUCAGUUCAUCAGCCAGCUGACUCAGCCGGAGGAGGGCGAGCCCUGCUGCCCCGUGUGCCAGCGCAUCUUCUCCGCCGACAGCGACCUGCAGGAGGUGAUCAACGACAUGCAGUCCAAGCUGCGCCUGGUGCCCGACAAGCUCCGGAACACUGAGCAGGACCUGAAGAGGAAGGAGCGGAGGCGCGACGACAUGAUGGCCCUGAAGCCCGUCAGGGAGACCAUCACGGACCUGGAUGAGAAGGAACUUCCCACGCUGCGGAACAAACUCCAGAGCAUCAACCGUGACAUUGAUCGCCUGAAGAGGGACAUUGAGGAGCAGGAGACGCAGUUGUCUCUGCUCAUGUCCAAAGAGGACACAGCCAAGGCGUGUCAGUCCGACAUCUCUCUGAUGGACCGCUACCUGAUGGACCUGAAAGACGUGGAGAGGAAGAUAGCUCAGCACGCUGCCAAGCUGCACGGAGUGGACCUGAGCCGCACCAUGCAGCAGGUCAGCCAGGAGAAACAAGAGACACAGCACCGGCUGGACACCACGUCAAGUAAGAUGGAGCUGAAGCGAAAGCUGAUCCAGGACCAGCAGGAGCAGAUCCACUCGCUGAAGAGCAACGUGAACGAGGUCAGGGCCGAGAAGCUCCAGAUCAGCAGCAACAUGCAGAAACAGAAGCAGCUAGAGGCCCAGUGUGUGGAGUUCACCACUGAGGUCCAGGCCCUCACCAGAGAAAUAAAGGAAGCUAGGGAGCAGGUGUCCCCACUAGCUGCGACUCUGGAGAAGCUACAACAGGAGAAGCAGGAGCUGAUGGCUCGUCAUUCACAGAAGCAGAACGAGGGCCAAGAAAAGAUCAAUGCCAUAAAGGACAAAGUAAAAAAUAUUAUGACACUGGAGCGGGAAAUCAAGAAAUACACUGAUGAGAGAAAAGAUGAGUAUAAAGAGCAAAAAGAAGCAGAACUUCAAGAGACAAACAGGAAACUUUAUGAAGCAGAAACACUACGAGAGAAGAUCAACAAAGAAAUGGCCAGCAUCAGACAAGACAUAGACACACAAAAGGUCCAGGAACGCUUGCUGCAAGAUAAUCUCACCUUCAGAAAGCGCAGUGAGCAACUCAAAGAGGUUUCAAAACAGCGAGAAGCUCUUCUGAAAGAAAUGGGCAACAUGAGAGUCCUGGAGCUUCGCCAACAACGGAAAGAUCUUGAGGACAAACUGGAGGAGUUGAAGAGGAAACGUAGUGUGGCGCUGGGAAGACAGAAUGGUUUCAAGGAGGAGAUCCUCCGCUGCCAGAAGGAGCUGCGAGAAGACCAGUACCGCCACGCCGUGGACCGCUUCAGGGACAAGAUGAUCGUCAUGAGAACCACUGAACUCAUCAACAAAGAUCUGGAUAUCUACUACAAGGCCCUGGAUCAGACAAUUAUGAAGUUCCACAGCAAGAAGAUGGAGGAAAUCAACAAGAUCAUUCGGGACCUGUGGAGAAACACCUACCGAGGACAAGAUAUUGAGUAUGUGGAGAUCCGCUCAGACAUGGAUGAGAGUGAGUCUGCCAAGAACAAGAGGCGGAUAUAUAAGUACCGCGUGGUGAUGGUGAAGGGGGAUACCGCACUCGACAUGAGAGGUCGUUGCAGUGCUGGACAGAAGGUCUUGGCAUCACUCAUUAUCCGGCUGGCUCUGGCAGAAACCUUCUGUCUCAACUGUGGCAUCCUGGCCCUGGAUGAGCCUACCACAAACCUGGACCGGGAGAACAUCGAGUCUCUUGCUCAUGCGCUUAUAGAAAUCACAAAGAUUCGACAGAAGCAACGCAACUUCCAGCUGCUCAUCAUCACUCACGAUGAAGACUUUGUGGAACUCCUGGGUCGCUCAAAUUACAUGCAGUAUUUCUACAGAAUAAAGAAAAAUAUUGAGCAAUGCUCAGAGAUCACCAAGUGUGAUAUCAACUCUGUCAAUACUUACCUGCACUAAAUAACAGACUGCAGGCUCUGAUGUUGUGUACAUGGCCACAGUUCAUGUUCCUUUUUGCACUUAAUGUGACAAUAAUGGUUCAUUUGUCAAUGUUAUUGAGUGAAGGAUUUGUGGAAGUGUCUUAUACCAUAUUAAUAAGUGGCCUUGCCAUUAAAAUGUGAACAGAAUUAAAACAAAAACGUUGAAUUGUAAUCGUGUGAUUUCAUUAAUUUCCUUGAAGAUCUCUUCCAAGUAGACUUUGCACCUAUUUUAGAC
This is a messenger RNA of Sardina pilchardus (European sardine), 4262 nucleotides long. RefSeq names its product RAD50 homolog, double strand break repair protein (gene rad50). The coding region runs from base 63 to 4007 and encodes 1314 amino acids. The transcript is spliced from 26 exons. Gene Ontology annotation, biological process: telomere maintenance via recombination; double-strand break repair; chromosome organization involved in meiotic cell cycle. Gene Ontology annotation, cellular component: nucleus; Mre11 complex; condensed nuclear chromosome. Gene Ontology annotation, molecular function: G-quadruplex DNA binding; double-stranded telomeric DNA binding; single-stranded telomeric DNA binding. The record is from RefSeq and is a predicted model, not a curated record. NCBI's taxonomy places the organism in Eukaryota, Metazoa, Chordata, Actinopteri, Clupeiformes, Clupeidae.